AUGGGGCAAUCCAAGCGUUACGAAAUUCAUUUCGCAAAAUGGAAUGACUCCGGAACAAGUUUCCGAACGGCUUGGGAAAGAAAUUUCAAUGCAAGACAAUAUCAAGUUCAAUAUUGGCCUAUGAAAUUAUUGGUAGAUACAAGCGUAAAUUCCGAGCAAGGUGAUGAUGAAAGAGAAAUUAUUGGUUGUUGUGGGUUAAGACCUUACGAUCUUGAUCAUCAUAUUUACGAAAUGGGUAUUCAUUUAAAAGAAAAGUAUUGGGGAAAGGGUUAUGCUCAAGAGGCUUGCCUAGGAGUUAUGGAAUAUGCUUUCAAUAAUACCAUUAACUUGAAUGUGAGCUCAUUGUUUGCAGGACACCAUCCCGAUAAUACCUCCUCUGCACAUUUGUUGAAAAAGCUUGGUUUUCAAUUUACUCACAAUGAGUAUUAUGCUCCUACGGGAUUAUUACAUCCGUCUUAUUUGAUGAAAAAAGAUGAAUAUUUUAAGCAACAGGAAGUCCAUCGUCAUGAUUGA
Naegleria lovaniensis is the source of this 513-nucleotide messenger RNA. RefSeq lists its product as uncharacterized. The transcript has a single exon. NCBI's taxonomy places the organism in Eukaryota, Heterolobosea, Eutetramitea, Acrasida, Naegleriidae. The record is from RefSeq and is a predicted model, not a curated record. The coding region runs from base 1 to 513 and encodes 170 amino acids. Gene Ontology annotation, molecular function: acyltransferase activity, transferring groups other than amino-acyl groups.